AUGGGUGCUGUCAUAACUCCUCGGUGUGAUAGUGAUGACCCGCCUUCCCCCCCCAAGCCGCGCCCGCCUUCUGCCACAACUUCUCCCAAGGCCAAGCCGAAGGCAGCCAAGAAAGUCACCAAGCCCGCCGCUACCAAGAAACCGAGGCGCGUUGUCGACGGCGACGGUGAGGAUGAGGCGACGACGGCGCCUCCUUCCCCGGCGAGGACCAGCAACGCCGAGAAGAAGAGUGGCGGGGAGAGCCUCACCCCGGAGGAGAAGACGGCGGUAGCCGCCGGAAAGCGGAAGCAGGCCGCGGGAGAGGAGGGCGGCGGCGAGGGGGAGGAGAUGGCAGCCGCGGCGGCACCCCGAGGCGGGAAGGCCGAGGACGACGAGCUGGAGGGGGGGGAGGAUGCGCCGGCCCAGAAGAAGCGUAGGAGGUUGCGCCGCCUCGCCGAGAAGAAGGCCAACGCUGCUGUGGAGGACAGCGACGACGACAUGUUCGGAGCAGGAGCGGCGGUAGGGGAAGAGACUGCCAAGGGCGACAGGAAAAGCGCCGCCGUGGACGCGUUGGAGCUUGGCGACGACGACGACGAUGGCGCAGAAGAAGAAGAAGCCGGACCGGACACUGCCGGAGAGCAGGAGGAGGAGGCGGGGGAAGAGGAAGAGGAUGAGGAGGAUGUGGACGAGGUGGAAGGGAAGGGGGCGAAGAAGACGAAGGGGUCGAGCGGCACCGUGGCGAGCGCGCUCAUGGCGGGCGCCAAGAGGGCCAGCGGCGCGCCCCCACCUAAGAAAAAAGGCAGCACGGCGGCCAGCCUCGUGAUAGCCAAGACGGAAGACCUCCUUGCCAAGGCGUCCUGGAAGAAGGGCCAGCCUGUUCCUUUCUCAGCGGUUGCCGAGAUGUUCGACCGCGUCGAGCAGACGUCAAAGAGGUUGGAAAUCCAAGAGAUUCUUCGCGGCUUCUUGUGCACAGUCAUCGCCCUCACCCCUGAGGACUUGGUUCCGUGCGUCUACCUUGCAUGCAACCAGAUCAAAGCGGCCGCGCAGAAGGCCGGGGACCUGGGGGAGGUGGCGCAGCACUCCACCAAGUCGCAGGGGACGCUCUCGUUCGGGCAGACCAUCAAGCCCCUCUCCGCGAGAGAUGUAUUGGAGAGGUACCGAGCCAUCGCUCGUGUCAAGGGCAACUCCUCGGGGGAGGACAAGAUCAACCGCAUCAAGAAGAUGUUGGUGUCCUGCAAAGGCCUCCAGGCAAAAUACAUCAUCCGGGGGCUCCAGGGGAAGAUGCGCGUCGGCCUCACCGACACCACCGUCAUGGUCUCUCUCGCCCACGCCGCAGUGACGUGCCCGUCCGAGGCCGUGCUGGCCGCGGAAGAAGCAGAGAAAGCUCUUGCGGACCAGGAGCGCGAGGGAGGGAAGGAGGACGACGACGACGACGACGACGACGGGGGCGGCGGCGGGAAGGGCGAAGGGGACGAGCGACCAGCCGACGCCACCGGCGAGGAGAAGGCGGAGGGCUCCGACGAUGGGAAAGAGGGGGUGGCAGGGGAGCCGGCGGCGGUGGCGGACAAGUCCGGUGAUGGAACAGAUGGUGGUGGCACCGGCGGCGGGGAGGAGGGGGAUGCUUCUCAGGAGGAGGAAAUCGAUGGUCUUAUCCCUGUUGCACGAGCUCUCCGUGACACCCCGGCGAGCCACUUGGAACAGAGGUUGGAACUGGCCUGCCAGUUGGUCAAGCAGGCGUACUCGGAAUGCCGCAACCUUGACCAGAUCAUCAAGGCCAUCCUUUCGGCCCCGCUGUACAGGCUCCAGCAGGCAUGCAGGUUGACCCCGGGCGUGCCCGUGCUCCCCAUGCUCGCCAAGCCCACCAAAUCCAUCGGGGAGGUGCUGCAGAGGCUGUCCGGCCAGGAGUUCACUUGCGAGUACAAGUACGACGGCGUGCGAGCGCAGGUCCACCACAAGGAGGACGGGAGCCUGCGGUUCUUCAGCCGCAACAGCAAGGACAGCUCGUCCGAACUCCCCGACCUCAUUCCGGUCAUGAAGGACUGCGUGAACGGGGGGGUGUCGUCGUACGUCAUCGACACGGAGGUGGUGGCCUACGACCGGGAAACCGGGAACCUCCUUCCGUUCCAGAUGCUGUCUACCCGCGGCCGGAAGGAUGUGGACGCGGAGGACGUGAAGGUCAAGGUCAUCGUGGAAGCGUUCGACAUGCUCUACCUUAACGGCCAGUCGCUGCUGCAAAAGCCUUUGAAGGAAAGAAGGGGGCUCCUGCGCAGCACUUUCAAGGAGGUGGACGGACGCUUUCGAUUCGCCACCUUCAUGGAUCACAAGGAGGACGGUGACACCGGGCCCAUCGAAGAGUUCUUGUCAGAAGCUGUCAAGGGGAACUGCGAAGGGCUCAUGGUCAAGACGCUUACGGCAAACUCUUCCUACGAGCCGUCCAAGAGGUCCCUCAACUGGCUCAAGCUCAAGAAGGACUACCUGCAGGGCGAUGGCGGGGGCGUGGGAGACUCGCUCGACCUCGUCCCCAUCGGCGCCUUCUUCGGGAAGGGGAAACGCACGGGCAAGUACGGGGCGUACUUGUUGGCUUGCUACGAGCCCGACCGAGAGGAGUAUCAAUCGGUCUGCAAGAUCGGCACCGGUUUCACCGACGAGAUUCUCAAUUCCUUCUGGGAGGAGCUCAAGGAGCACACGGUGGAGCAGCGUCCGAGGUACUAUAACGUGGCGGACAGCCUCUCGCCGGACGUCUGGCUGGCACCUCACAAGGUGUGGGAGGUGAAGUGCGCCGACCUGUCCAAGUCUCCCGUCCACAAGGCCGCCAUCGGAAAAAUCGCGCAGGAGCCCGACCGCGGCAUCAGCAUCCGCUUCCCCCGUCUAUUGCGGGAGAGGGAAGACAAGGACCCGGAGCAGGCCACCACGUCGGACCAGAUUCUGGACUUGUAUGAAGGCCAAGAUGUGGUCAAGAGCAAUGCUGCCGGCGGGCAAACGAAUAAUGCUGCUGACGACGACUGGGAGCUGUAGCUGGUGCAAUGGUUUCACGCUCCUGUUGUUAAAAAGCUGGGAGGGGGACAGUCCCCGUGUUUGUCAACGAGAGUGUUGCACACAGGAACUAUGGCGGCGAUGGCUCGAACGGCCAACAAUACCAACACAAGGAGCGUGCAUUCUAGCAAUCGCGUGCGCGAUUUGAUGCCUGUCCGCGAAAUCUGCUUCAACCGAUUCAGGCUACGGCCUAACUUGGAUACCUCGCCACUCGGAGUACAUAAGAGGCUCCUCCACACAGACAAGCGUUUGUGCUAGAACAUCAACUUCCGGCACAUUGCACUGGCCCUACGCAUACGAUUACGGAAGUGAUGCCUCGGAC
Messenger RNA from Ectocarpus sp. CCAP 1310/34, 3334 nucleotides. The record is from the annotation of a GenBank genome assembly. NCBI's taxonomy places the organism in Eukaryota, Phaeophyceae, Ectocarpales, Ectocarpaceae.